This is a messenger RNA of Diutina rugosa, 1605 nucleotides long. RefSeq names its product Signal recognition particle receptor subunit alpha (gene SRP101). Gene Ontology annotation, biological process: SRP-dependent cotranslational protein targeting to membrane. Gene Ontology annotation, cellular component: signal recognition particle receptor complex; endoplasmic reticulum membrane. The record is from RefSeq and is a predicted model, not a curated record. NCBI's taxonomy places the organism in Eukaryota, Fungi, Ascomycota, Pichiomycetes, Serinales, Debaryomycetaceae. Gene Ontology annotation, molecular function: ATP hydrolysis activity; GTP binding; signal recognition particle binding. Bases 1 to 1605 code for a protein of 534 amino acids. The transcript has a single exon.
AUGUCCCAAUCACUCAUCGUGUAUAAGGGCUCAGGGCAAGUAUGCUACCAAUAUAACAGCAAGGUGUCUCCGUUCAAUGAGUUUAUCUACCACAUCGUCAACGAAUCGGUGCAGACGCUCGACGGAGACGUCGUCACCACCACGGUGAACAACAAGCGGUUUUACGGGACCAAGCGCAACCAGCUCCACGUGGCGCUUUACUUUGAUAGUGUUACGACGUUGGAUAGUGAUAAGAUCAAGGCUACGUUGCUGGGGGUUGCCAAAACCUAUGAAAAAUAUCAAAAUGGGGAGAUACCGUCAACAAAGAUGAAGGAGCUCAUCGAUCUACAAUUCACUCGACUCAUGUCGAUGAAAUUUGAGGCACGGGCUGAGGAAGAAACAACAGAGUCGACUCGAGAGACUUCGCCUACGGCGAAACUGACAUCGGCGUCGACAUCUCUGAAAAAGCCUACUAAUAAGGCAGCCGCGGGGAGUGGUAAAAAGAUGAGACGAUGGGUUGAUGGCGAAUUGGUGGAGCAUGGCCACGAUGCUAAUUUGGACUUUUCGGCUAAUAAAGAGGCUGCUGACUACGACGCCCCGCUACAAUCAGUGGACAAUUCCAAUUUCGUACGCGACAAAGAAUUGGUGCUUGUGAACGAACUUAACGAAAUCUUAAAUGCUAAAGAAGAUACUCCCGAUGAUUCUACCAAAAAGCUGGGUUUCCUUUCCAAACUUUCAGGCUAUUUUGGCGGUCAAGUGGACAUUGACGCCGUCCUGAAAAAGUUCCAGGACCAAUUGGUGGCGAAGAACGUGGCUCCGCCGAUGGCCAAGCAAAUCACUGAUAAACUUGCCACUAAGUUUAAGGGGGGUAAAGUGACGUUGGCUCAGUAUAAACAAGCCCUUGUUGACGAGCUCACUAAGACAUUAACUCCUAAUGUGUCUACUGAUUUGCUUUACGAGAUCAAAAAGAAACAAUCGGGUCCAUUUGUCAUCUCGGUAGUCGGUGUCAACGGUGUCGGGAAGUCAACCAAUCUUGCCAAGUUGGCCUACUGGUUUUUGCAAAAUAACUUGAACGUGCUUAUUUGCGCCUGUGACACGUUUAGACUGGGGGCAGUGGAACAAUUGAACGUCCACGUUAAUAACCUUGCUCGUCUCAAUCAGCUGACACUGUCGACGGCCAAAAUUGAGUUAUUUGAAAAGGGGUACGGUAGUGGCGAUCACGUGGUGGCCACGGCCAAAGCUGCCAUUGAAUACGGUGGCGCCAACGACUACGACGUGGUGUUAAUUGAUACUGCUGGGCGAAGCCAUGCCAACUCGCGGUUGAUGGCUCCUCUCAAGAAGUUUGGUGAUGCCGCUAAUCCCGAUAGAAUCAUUAUGGUGGGUGAAGCGUUGGUGGGUACUGACUCAGUGGAACAGGCGCAAAACUUCAACAACGCGUUUGGAAACCGCCGCCACCUCGACUUUUUCAUCAUCUCCAAAGUGGAUACCGUCGGGGAGAUGGUCGGGACGAUGAUCAACAUGGUGAUGGCGACGAAAGUGCCGAUUUUGUUUGUCGGGACGGGGCAGACAUAUACUGAUAUCAAGCGGUUGAGCACCAAGGCCGUUGUCGACAUGUUGAUGAGUUGA